Molecule: messenger RNA, 2150 nt
Organism: Dunckerocampus dactyliophorus (ringed pipefish)
Lineage: Eukaryota; Metazoa; Chordata; Actinopteri; Syngnathiformes; Syngnathidae
Gene: ewsr1b
Product: EWS RNA-binding protein 1b
Exons: 15
Coding region: 64-1878 (604 amino acids)
Biological process (GO): regulation of DNA-templated transcription
Cellular component (GO): nucleus
Molecular function (GO): RNA binding; transcription coregulator activity
Source: RefSeq, a predicted model, not a curated record
CGCACCCAAAGGCGUCUCUCAGCCAGCCAGCUUUGCCCAGUCGUCUCGUACAAGGCACACAAAAUGGCGUCGGCUCCCGAUUACAGCUCCUACAGCCAGUCUGGUUCUCAACAAGGGUAUGCGUCUUAUGCUGCCCAGCCCUCACAAGCUUAUGGACAAUCUGCUCAGCAGCAGAGUUACGGCCAGCAGAAUUAUGGAUCCUAUGCCCAACCUGCUGCUGCUGCUGCUGAUGGCACAUACACCCAGACAACUCCAGCUGCUGGUUACACUCAACCACAGCAGCCACAACAAUACAGUUCCUCCUAUGGUCAGCCAGCCCAAGCUGGAUAUCCUGCUGCCCAGUCGACAGCUCAUGGUUACACCCAGUCAUCCCAGGGUUAUGGAGCACAAGCUUAUGACGGAACUCCUGCUGCAGCUGCCGCCGCAGCCGCUGUUGCUGCUGCUCCAGCUGCCUCCCAGUCUUACGGGUCUCAACCUGGAUAUUCUGCUCAGUCUGCAUAUCCUGCUUAUGGUCAACAGCCGGCUCCUACUGCACCACAAAGUUAUAAUGCCAACAGCCAGCCUUCUACUUACAACCAAAACAGCUACCCUCAGCAGGCAGGCUAUGGCCAGCAGCAACCUGGAUACCAGGGCCAGCAGUCAAGCUACAGCCAGCAGCAGAGCGGGUACCAGCAGCAGGCCCAGCAACAACAGGCCCCUCCUGCUUACCCACCCCAAGCUGCAGGUUCCUAUGGGCAGCCCCCAACCAGCCAGUAUGGCCAGCAAGGUGGACCACCCAGCUAUCAGUCCAACCAUUACAAUAAUUACAGACAGGAUGGUCAGGGUGGGGGUUCUGGUUACUCAGAACCUUCAAGGUACCCCGGUGGAGGAGAUGGCAGGGGCCCUGGCCGUGAUGGUUUUGAGAGAGGAGGAAUGAUGCACCGUGGGCGUGGUGGCAUGGGUCGAGGCAUGGGCAGCGCUGGAGACAGAGGUGGCUUCAGUAAGCCUGGUGGACACAUGGGCAGUGACGAGCGUGAGAUGGGACGCCCUGAAGAGCAAGAUGAUGCAGAGAACUGUGCUAUCUACAUCACCGGCUUGACUGAGAAGGCUAACAUUGAAGAGAUGGCUGAAUUCUUUAAACAUGUUGGCCCAAUUAGAUUCAAUCGCAGGCUUGGCCAGCCUGCCAUAAACAUCUACACAGACAAGGAUUCAGGGAAGCCCAAGGGAGAUGCCACCCUCUCCUAUGAGGAGCCAAUCUGCGCCAAAGCUGCUGUGGAACACUUUGAUGGGAAGGAAUUCCAGGGUCGCAGGCUCAAGGUGUCAAUGGCACGGCGUAAGCCCCAGAUUGGAGGGAUGAGAGGAGGCAUGCCCAUGCGUGAUGGCAUGAUGGGCCGUGGAGGUAUGGGCCGCGGAGGAGAGCGUGGUGGAUUCAUGCCUCGAGGUGGCCCUCGUGGUAUGGGCAGAGGUGGGCCCACAGGAGGCAACAUGCAGCAGCGAGCUGGAGACUGGGAAUGUCCCAAUCCGGGUUGCGGCAACCAAAACUUUGCCUGGAGGAUGGAGUGCAACCAGUGCAAAGCUCCUAAACCUGAGGGGAUGGGCGGUGGUCCUCCAUUUCCUCCUGGAGGUGAAAGAGGCAGAGGAGGAAUGGGAAUGCGUGGGGGUAGGGGCAUGGACCGUGGUGGACCUGCAGGAGGCCCAGGUGGCCCCGGGGGAUUCCGUGGAGGCUGGGGAGGCGAUCGUGGUGGAUUCAGAGGUCGUGGUGGCAUGGACAGAGGUGGUUUCCGUGGUGCUGGCCGUGGAGGACCACCCAUGGGUGGCAGAGGACGGGGAAUGGGCCCACCGGGUGGCAAAAUGGAUAUGAGGGAUCAUCGCCAGGAGCGCAGGGAGAGACCCUAUUGAAGUUCUUGAUCGCUCAUUGCCAUACUGUAUGGAAUUUUAAGAUGACAAUUAAUUUAUGAUUCCAUAUGUGAUGGUUAUCUUAACUACUCAACAGUUUCAACUUCCUUUUUUAUUUUACCUGUUCUAGUUUGUUUAUAUGACACCUUGUAAUGUGCAUGUUUUUUUUAAAUACAGCUUAGUUUUGUCAUUGUAUCAUUAAUGCAAUAUUUGUUGUUGCCUGCCCUUUUCCUUCAAAUAUUGUAGAGGGGAAUAAAGUUUUACUGAUAUGUGUA